GUAAAAAUAUUUAUCUCGAAGAAAAUUCAAAAAAAACUUGGUAUACAUUAAAAAUGGAAUACCCUCCUGAUCCACAUUAUGAAGAAAUUAACAACACAGUCUUAAUCCUUUGUAAUAAUUUAAUCAACAAUACCUAUGACCCUAGUGAAUUUAAAGAUCAGAUGAAAUUU
This is a messenger RNA of Cetraspora pellucida, 170 nucleotides long. Lineage: Eukaryota; Fungi; Glomeromycota; Glomeromycetes; Diversisporales; Gigasporaceae. The record is from the annotation of a GenBank genome assembly.